Molecule: messenger RNA, 2779 nt
Organism: Frieseomelitta varia
Lineage: Eukaryota; Metazoa; Arthropoda; Insecta; Hymenoptera; Apidae
Product: U3 small nucleolar RNA-associated protein 25 homolog
Exons: 1
Coding region: 397-2673 (758 amino acids)
Biological process (GO): maturation of SSU-rRNA from tricistronic rRNA transcript (SSU-rRNA, 5.8S rRNA, LSU-rRNA)
Cellular component (GO): small-subunit processome; nucleolus
Molecular function (GO): rRNA binding; U3 snoRNA binding
Source: RefSeq, a predicted model, not a curated record
GUCUAUAAAAUAUAUCUAAUGUGACAAAUAGUUUUUUGAAAGUGAAGGAAUAAAUUAUAUUAUUGAAUAAUAUAGUGAAGUGCAUGCAAUUUAACCUCGACGUUUAUAACCUAUCUAAAAUUUGAAAAACAUAUCGUGUAUAAUCAGAUUGUGAGACUGGGUAUUAUAAGUUAAAAUCUUAUAUACUUCUUCAAAUAUAUAUUAUAGUUUAAUUUAGAUAUGUAAUUUAUCUAAUUAUAAAUGUGUAUAUAUUCAUCUAUGUGUAUACUGUUCUAAACAUUAAUAUUCAUAGAUUUUAAAAACAUCGACAGAGACACGUGAGUGAAUUUUUGUUUAUUACUUAGAAAAGUUUUGUUAAUGUGGAUUGUUAAUUAAUAUACGGAUCGUUUAAUAAUAAUGGUACGUAAUAAAAGACCAGUUCGUGGAGGAAAAAGAAAAUUUCACCGGUUUGAUAAUCAACCGAAGCCGAAAAAAGGUAAAUUUAACCUAAAAGAGGCUUCAUAUGUCAAAGAUCGCAAUGCAAAAAAUAAAGAAAUCGAGAAACGUAGACAAAUGUUGGAAGAAGAAAAAUUACAACAACAACAAAACGCAGAAAGUGACGAUUCUGGCGAUGAACAAGAAAAUCCAUUACAAAAUUUAUUAUCUUCAUUUUCGAAUACUACCAAUUUACAAGUAACUGCUAUUGAAUCUAAUUCAGAAAGUGAGAAUUCUAGUGAUGAUAUUGAAGAAAAUGAUAAAGUUAGUGACAAUUUAGAAGUUCACUCUAACAAUACAGACGAAGAAGCAGAGUUGAUGAGUGAUAAUGAAGAAAUAAAAAUGAAAGAGGUCGACGAAGAAGAUCCCGAAACUGCUAAAGAAGAUGCUGGUUAUUUAGAAGAUCCAUUUUCAAUUCAUCUCCACAAUGAUUUGAGUGAUGAACUUUAUAAAGCAGUUUCUAAUGUUCCACAAAUUAUGGAAACACAAAAGAUCACGUGGCCCGUUUUAGGCAAUCUUAUGUGCCAAAUACCAAAAUCCUUAGAUGAUACAAAAGACACAAUGAAAGAAUCAAAGAUUUCUGUUUUAGAAAAUAAACAGUUUGCACAGUAUUGUACUAUUCCUCAAUUGAUUGAUAAUGUAAAUUGGAAUAAAUUAUACAUAAAGUCUCAAAUUCAAGAUAAUCUUGCCAAAGCAAAUUAUUCAAAUAUAAAGGAUAAUGUGAAUAUAGAUUCAUCUCCUUUGACUCCUUUACAAAGGGAAUUAUUUUCAAUAAUAAAUAAUUAUCAAGAUUUAUAUUAUCCUGAAAGGACAUUUUCUAAUACAGAUCAAAUAAGAUUUAUAUAUUGUUUACAUGCAAUUAAUCACGUGUUGAAAACACGAACAAAGGUAUUGCACCAUAACACAAAAAUAACAAAGUCAAAAUGUACAAACAUGGCAGAAGUACCAGAUGAGUAUAGAGAUCAAGGUCUAGUGAGACCAAAAGUUUUAAUAAUAGUUCCUUUUAGGCAUUCAUGUCUAAAAAUUGUCGAAUCAUUAAUAUCUAUUCUAAUCGGAGAAGAUAAAGGUGGCUCGGUAAUGAAUAAAAAUAGAUUUAUGGAAGAUUUCAGUGGUAACGAAUUAAUAAUGCCGAAAAAAAAUCCAAAACCUGAAGAUUAUGAAUUGACAUUUCAAGGAAAUACAGAUGAUACCUUUAAGAUAGGAAUUGCUAUUACAAAAAAGACUUUAAAACUAUAUUCAGAGUUUUACUCUUCUGAUAUAAUAAUUUCAUCCUUAUUAGGUUUAAGAAUAUUAAUAGGUGCAGAAGGUGAAGCAGAUAGAGAUUAUGAUUUCUUGGCAUCGAUAGAAUUAUUGAUUCUUGACCAAGCAGAAUUGUUUUUAAUGCAAAACUGGGAUCACAUGAUACAUGUAUUAAAUCAUUUACAUUUACAACCAAAAGAAUCUCAUGGAACAGAUUUUUCUAGAAUAAGAAGUUGGUGUGCACAUGGAUGGACUAAAUACUAUAGACAGACAUUAAUAUUUUCAAGUAUUCAUGUACCUGAGAUUUAUGGAAUAUUUAAUAAGAAAUGUUACAAUUAUGCAGGGAAAGUAAAAAUAAUAAAUCCUAUUUCUUCUGGAUCUAUUUGUCAAGUAGUUGUACAAAUUCCACAAGUGUUUCACAGAUUCAAUGCUUCCAGUCAUUCUCAAGCUUUGGAAUGUAGAAUGGAAUUCUUUAUAUCAACUAUACUUCCUCAAUAUAAGGAUAGAAUAAUGAAUCAUACAUUAAUUUUUAUACCAUCUUACUUUGAUUUUGUGAAAUUACGAAAUUAUUUAAAAAAAGAAGAAUAUAAUUUUGUGCAAAUUUGUGAAUAUUCCAAAGAUGCAAAAGUAGCAAGAGCAAGAGACAUGUUCUUCCACAGUGAUGCACAUUUUCUUUUAUAUUCGGAACGAUUUCACUUUUACCGUAGAAUAAGAGUGAAAGGUAUAAGACACAUUAUAUUUUAUGCACCACCAAUCUUCUCUCAAUUUUACACAGAAAUGUGUAAUUUAAUGCAAGAAGCCUAUCAAAAUCCACAAUCAGGUUCUGAAAGUAACAUGACGGUUACUAUUUUAUAUUGUAAAUACGAUAUUAUGCAGCUUUCUGCAAUUGUAGGAGCUGAAAGAGCAAAUAAAAUGCUUGGAUCAGAAAAAUCUAUCCACAUGCUUAUGACUGGUGAAUAGAAUAUAUAAAGUAUGUAAAUAUAUUUUGUAUAUUUAUAUCUGUAUUAAAUGUUAUUAAUAUUGUAGCUAUUAAAAUUAUUAAAUAUGUAAAAAUUUAUUAUAAAAA